AUGGGCUUCAAGAAAGUACCUGAUAGGGGAUCGGAUGAGGAGUUUCCCAAUGUUCGGGAGGCCUCCUGGUCUAGUGGGGCCAAGAAACGAAAGAGAGGGCGGCCGAGGAUCCACAAACUUCCUGCAGAAUCAUCAUCAACAAACCUCCCUCAAACAACGACUUACUCUUUCCAAAACCAUGAACACAACAUUCUGGAAGAAGAAAUACCUCAUUAUCCGGGAGAUCUAACUGAUCAGCAGGUACUUGAUAACCUGAGACAGCUAGAUGACGACAGAACGGGAGGAAAGUCUCAAAAUGAUUACCUGAGGGAAUGGCUCCCGAAACGAGAGGUGUAUCUUGGAACAAUGAUUGGAGGAGAAGCCCCAGAUCCGGAUCUGAAUGGACGGUGUCAGCAAUGUCAAGGAAUGUCUGGAGUGUGGAGAUGUUGCCAAUGCUUUGGCUCUAGAAUUUUGUGUUCUGAAUGCCUGCGAAGAAACCAUCAAUUUACACCUUUCCACCGCGUUGAGAAGUGGACGGGUCUAUAUUUCCGUCCGGGAGCUCUGUGGGAAGUGGGUGUCAAGUUGUAUUUGGGUCAUAAUGGGAAGCGGUGUCCUUAUCCCACGGAUCCGAGCCAUCUAGGAUGCGACGGCGGAAACAAUUCAUCCGGGAGUCAUGGGCACGGCGGAAACAAUUCGCCCAUCUUUGAGGAUGAACACGGAUUGGACCUGGAUCCGCUUCCUGCGAGCAAUGACCAAGAAUCCUUUACGGCUCAGCUUCUGGCGGACCCGGAGGUACCCCAUUUGGUUGAGCUGGACGAUGGAGACGAUGAAGACGAUGAUCUAUUCGAGGAAGUCGAUACAACCUAUCUGGACCAACCUCGUCCAAAGGCAGCAGACAACAAUGGAAUUCCUUUCAAGGCAAUUGUGCACACCUCCGGAGUCCAUUAUCUGCCCGUGCGAACAUGCACAUGCCGGUCCGUCCGCCUUCCGUCUAUCGAUUUACAGUAUCUGGAGAUGGGAUUAUUUGCAGCCAGCUUUGAAAACGUUCAAACUGUGUUCACAGUUGAGGUCCUUGAGGACUUUCGGAUGGACAACCUCGAGUGCAAAACGUCGGCUUAUCAGUAUUACCAAAAGUUGCGAAGACUGACUUCGCCAGCGUUUCCAAAAAAGGUGCUGAACCGCUAUCGUGAAUUGAGAAGGCUUAGUAGAGAAUACAGGGACCUUGUCCUGAGACGACAAUACGGAGAAGGGCAUACAAGAGAAGCGGUGGUCCCUUACUAUCAUCAUUGCCAUGAUUCAUCACCAGAGAGGAUGGGUAUUAAUGUAUCUGAUCCAAUUGACGGCGGAUCUGAUAGUCCGUCUCAAGAAGUCGGAACGUCAACGGACCCGUCUCUGGGACACGGCGGAUUAGAUGGUCCGCCUGCACCACAAAUGACGCGGACCGAGGAUCAUCCCAAAGUUGAAGAUAGGAGAGGGAAGUUGGCCUUAUUCUGCCCCGCCUGUCCACAGCCUGGAAUAAACCUACCUGAUACCUGGAUUGAUGAUGCUGACAGGCAAGUUUUAGUUAUUCUUCAAGGUUAUGUUGCAGAUGGUAAUUUCAAAGCAGAUCACCUCAAUCAGAAAAACGAGGGAGACGAUGUUUGGUUGAGCGUUGGAGAAGGAUACAUGACUGCUCCGGGCCCAUACAAGGAGCACAUCAAGGAAGCAAUUUCUCUUGCUCCACGUUAUAAACGGGAACAAACAUGUCAUAACUACCACGCCCAGAAAGCUGAAAACAGAGUCAGCCCGGGUAAGAGAGUACGUGGAAUUGGGGAACACGCUUGCGCUAGGCACGGAUGCUUCUGUCCAUCCAGCGUUGUCGAUUUUGACAAAGGCGAAAAGCAGAUGCACAUGGAUUGGUCUUUGACUCAGGCCAGGGAAACUACCAACACACAGGGAAUCACAAAACAUUUGGAAAUCUACGAUAUAAACUGUCAAUAUUGCGUUAACUUGGCAAGGCGUCUCUCAGAGUCCACAAAAAUGCAUUGGCCACCUUCUGUUAAAAUGAUUUUUGCAAUUGGUUUAUUUCACGUCCACGGGCACAAGACGGAAUGUCUUUACAACUACGCAUCCACCUAUGUCCCGGGUGUGGGAAUCAUUGACGGAGAAAUCCUGGAGCCGUUGUGGUCCGUGUUAAAUGACACAUCCCGGAGUACACGUUCCGCUACCACUGCCCAUCGAGCAGAGGUUUUGGACGACCACAUGGGGGAUUCCAACUGGAAGAAGACCAUUAAUAUGGCUGCAACAAUUGCUGCAAAGUUCAAACGGGCACGGGAACAGUCCGGAAUCACAGACCGAUUUUAUAGGGGUAUCACGGAUCAACAAGAUUCCGGGCUCAUCAACACUUGGGAAGAUGAAAUUUCAAAAGCAGAAGCGGACCGAGAACAAGGUGUGGCCGACGCUGUUGGCAAGGUAAUGGCAAGCAAAGUGAAAACGGCUGCUGGACGCCAAGAAAUUGAAUUGCAUCUUUCAAAUAUGGAACUUACAUCUAAUGGUGCUACUGGAAAGGCAGCAUGGAUAUCAUCCGGCUUAAAACUGGAGCAAGCGCAAUUGGAGCUCAGGGACCAUGUCAGAAAGCUCGGAAAGCAUCCUUCCACCGCUGAAGAUCGAAGUUUGUGA
Psilocybe cubensis is the source of this 2637-nucleotide messenger RNA. RefSeq lists its product as uncharacterized. Bases 1 to 2637 code for a protein of 878 amino acids. The record is from RefSeq and is a predicted model, not a curated record. NCBI's taxonomy places the organism in Eukaryota, Fungi, Basidiomycota, Agaricomycetes, Agaricales, Agrocybaceae. The transcript has 5 exons.